Messenger RNA from Phaeodactylum tricornutum CCAP 1055/1, 882 nucleotides. RefSeq lists its product with no specific name. The transcript is spliced from 4 exons. The annotation marks the transcript as partial. Lineage: Eukaryota; Bacillariophyta; Bacillariophyceae; Surirellales; Neidiaceae. The record is from RefSeq and is a predicted model, not a curated record. Gene Ontology annotation, molecular function: protein serine/threonine phosphatase activity; cation binding. Gene Ontology annotation, biological process: protein dephosphorylation.
UACGCACACUGGACACAGCGUGGAUAUUAUCCUGAUGAUCCGCACAAGGAAAAUCAGGACGAAUUUUCCAUUACGACAUCCUUUGCUGGGGAGCAUUCUGGUGCCAUGCUCGGCGUCUACGAUGGGCACGGUAAACACGGACACGAUUGUGCAUCCUUUGUCAAGAAGAAAUUGCCUUCUAUUGUGGGAAAGUAUUGGCCGUACUUGGAUGCAGCGGAAUACAAAGCAUGUUGUGAAAAAGCAUUUUUGGAAUGCAACGAUUCUCUGCGGAAUACAGAUGCGGUGGACGCCAAAAUGAGUGGAACUACGGCGAUUACAGCACACUUUCACGGAAAGUUGAUGACUAUUUGUAAUGUCGGGGACAGUCGUGCAGUACUUGUGUUUCCGGAAAAUGGCAAACUCUUGGCCAUUCCACUUUCUCGUGAUCAAACGCCAUACCGUAAAGAUGAGCGUGAAAGGGUGAAAAAGUUGGGUGCAGCUGUUCUGAGCAUUGAUCAAAUGGAAGGAGUCGAAGAAAUACACGAGAAUUGGGGGGAUAUGGUGCUGGGUGAAGACGUCGAUAUUCAUGGCGAUCCACCACGUGUCUGGGUCGAAGGCAAAGACUACCCCGGUACGGCAUUCACUCGAUCACUAGGUGACUCUUUGGCAGAGGGAAUCGGUGUUACAGCACAACCAGAAAUGUUGACUAGGGAGCUCACUAUGAAUGACCAUAUAUUGAUUAUCGCGUCCGAUGGUAUCUUCGAAUUUAUUCGCAAUCAGCAUGCUAUUGAUCUUUGCGCGUCUUGCCGUAAUCCCGUUGAAGCAUGUGAACGAUUAGUGAAGGCUGCCUACGAUCAAUGGUUGACGUACGAGAAUCGGACGGAUGACAUUACUGUAAUUGUU